Molecule: messenger RNA, 2253 nt
Organism: Capra hircus (goat)
Lineage: Eukaryota; Metazoa; Chordata; Mammalia; Artiodactyla; Bovidae
Gene: CCDC7
Product: coiled-coil domain containing 7
Exons: 21
Coding region: 40-2253 (737 amino acids)
Source: RefSeq, a predicted model, not a curated record
AUUUUUCAUCUAUAAUUCAGAAGCUAAGUAAAUAACAAAAUGAAGCCAGUAAAGCAUCUGUUGACCUCUAGUAGUAAAUUGGUAAACGUUCCAGAAUUAACAUUUAAAAAAGGACUAUUUAAUUCACCAUUGUCACCUAAACCAAAGGAAAAACAUAGUGCAAAAUUAGUACGUGAUAAACUUGAACCGAUGGUCUUAAGAUCUCCACCAACAGGAGAAUCCAUUGUAAGGUAUGCUUUGCCCAUUCCAUCAAAUAAGACAAAGGAGUUAAUAGCAGAAGAUGAAUUGAUCAGGAAAAUUACCAAACAUCUGAAGAUGGUGGUUGCCAGUUUGGAAGAAACCUAUGGAUAUGGCACUCAAAAUGGAGAAAAAGAAAUUGUGAAGCCUGAACAUGAAGAAUUAACCUUUUCUGUUGGGGAUGAUCUGACUUCAUUCUUAAUAUGUUGUUCACAAUUUGCAACUCAGUUAGAAGCAGCAGCUAAGGAAGAACAUAAUAUUUUGGAAUCUCUUUUUAAGUGGUUUCAGCGACAAGUCAAUCAGAUGGAAGAGAUAAGCAAAGAUCAAACUUUUUCAGAAGCAGAGUUUCCAACACCGGAUAAAACAGUCAGUUUAAGCAUUACACAAAUAGUAAAGCAGGUACACAAACUUGAAGAACUGAAAAAUCGCCUUAAAGAAGGGUCUAAAUACAACUUCAGAGAACUGUUGUCUAAACCCAAGGAUAGUGGAAUUCCACCAGAAGAUGUGCAAACUUAUGAAAUUAUGAAGCAGAAAAUUGAAGAAUUCAUAAAAACACACUCAACUGAAGAAAUUACAGAUGUUUCUGUGACUGAGCCAUUAGAAACUUCUCCUGUAACUAAUCAAUUGAAUACCAUGUUGAAAAUAUUUGAAAAUCAGGCAAAUAAAUUAGAAAGAGCUAUGCAUGAGCAGCUGAUGUUAGAGGCUAAAUGCACACAGAUUCAAAGUGAUCUCCAAGCAUUAUCAGAGGAGAAAUUAAUGCUAGAAAAUGAACUACAAAAGUUGAAAAGUACAGAGAAAACAAAGGCUACAAGUGAGCGAACAAAGAAAGUUAUGAAAACAGAGAAGAAAAAGGACAAAGGAAAGUCUGAAGAUUCAGAAGCGAAGAAGUCUGUAGGGAAAGAGCUUAAAGUAAAAGAAAAUAUGCCUCAAGUCCAGAAAGCAGCACAUGCUCUGGAAAUUGAGAACAAAGUUCUUCGGGAACAACUGAAACAAGCUUUACAGGAAGCUGAAAGAGCUAAACAGCAACUUGCCUAUUUCCUAAAUCAAGAAAAGGAGUUUCUUAAAAGUGAGGCAAAGACCAAGACACCCGCAGAAAUGGGUACUGGUAAAUUAAAAGUUAAAGGUGAAGAUUCAAAAUAUAUACCAUUGGAAAAUGAAACAAGAAAAGCAGUAGUGGGAGAUUCAGGUGGACAAAAAACAAAUGAUAAAAUUACACAUCCACAGAUGAAGCGUCCUGCAAAGAGUGUUACUCAUGGUUGGGUGAUGCCGGGUCUUGUUUUCAACUCAGAGAAGGAAAGAGCUAGCCCUGCUAUUUCAGAUCUUUCACAGAUCCUCAAGUCUCAAGAUGGAUCACCUUUUUUAAAGACUCCAAGUGAACGUUUAACUGAUGAAGAUCUAUCCCGUAUAGUUUCAUCAAAGAACUAUGAUAAAACAUUCACAACAAUGUUAUGGCAUGAAGAAAUUAAAGAUGCACAGUCUGUUGGAAAAUUGCUUCAAGAGAAUGAAAUGUUUACAGCACCAUUCAUCUCACCUUCUGUUGUUAAAAAAAGGGUGCUGGGUACUGAUGUCUCAAAGGUGGCUGAUAUUUUAGAAGAGAAUUUACAAACUAAGAUUGAAAAACAAACUUACCAAGAAGCAAGAGAAUUUCAAGCUCCUGGUAGAGAAUUAGAUGAAAAUCCUCUGCUUGAGAAUGAAACACCAUCAGAAGCUAAAAAACAGUUGUUGAAAUCAGGAACUGCUAGAGCAAAUAGACGCAAUGCAUUUCUUAUAACAGAGCCAAAAGCUAUAACUAUUGAUGAUCAAUUGCCUGAGGAUAUAGCUUCAGUUCUCAACAGGCAGUCUCAAAUUAACCUUGAAGCUUCAGGAAAUGGCAGUUUUGAUAGAUAUGAUGAAGCAUCAUAUGAAAAGGUUAUGCUUAACCAUCAGGAUUUGGUGUCAAAAACCCAAAUGCAAGUAAAGAAGCAAAGAACUCUGAAAAAGGAAAGACUCUCUCGUAAGCAUCAUAAUCAUAAAUAA